GUUUAAUGAUGCUGUAACUGAGUUUCAUUGAUUUUGUUUGAAAAUCUUAUCAUGAGCUGUACUGAGGAAACAUUUCUGAAAAUGACUCAAAUAAAAAAAAGCUUCUUAUAAAAUGUCCCAAGUCUUCCCUCAACAAUAAUUAACUCCAAACCACAACAACUUUACUUCAAAACCAUCACCUCUAGCCCAGUGUACCACCCAGUGUACCACCCCUACCACCACCACCAUGUAUCAAAUGUUCCACAAACGAGAAGACGGUCACGAGGACAGUAUCUGGUCGGUUGCGUGGGCACGGAGUGAGAAGGAUAACUCCGAGAAUAUUAUUACUGGAGGAGUGGAUGAUCUGGUCAAGAGCUGGAAUUGGAGGGAUGAUUUCCUAGACUACAGAGCUACACUAAAGGGACAUCAACUUGGAGUGGUAUCAGUCACUAUCAAUGCUGCGGGAACUGUGGCAGCCUCGUCUAGCUUGGAUUCUACCAUUAAACUCUGGGACCUUGACAGUUCUAAACAGAUCAAAAGCAUUGAUGCCGGACCAGUUGACUGUUGGACGGUGGCAUUCUCACCAGAUGGCCAGUAUAUCGGUAGUGGCUCACAUAGCGGUAAAAUAAACCUGUUCGGUAUUGAGAGUGGUAAGCUGGAGCAGUCUCUUGAUACUAGAGGAAAGUUUAUCAUGAGUAUAGCGUACAGUCCUGACGGUCAUUACAUUGCUUGCGGAGGAAUUGACGGCAUUGUCUGUAUAUUUGAUCUAGCAACAGGUAAACUAUUGCACACGCUGGAAGGACACGCUAUGCCCAUCAGAUCCCUCACAUUCUCCCCUGACUCCCAACUACUCACUACCUGCAGUGACGAUACCAGCAUCAAGAUAUACGACGUGCAACAUGCUAACCUUAUAGGAACACUGAGUGGACACGGUUCUUACGUCCUCUGUGUAGACUUCUGUCCUGACAACACACAUUUCGCUACCAGUUCCAGUGACAGAAAAGUUAAAGUUUGGGAUGCUGGCAUGAGGAGAUGUGUCCAUACUUUCACUGAACACAAUGAUCAGGUUUGGGGUGUAGCAUACAACGAAAAUGGUUCGAAGCUUGUUUCUGUGUCCGAUGACAAAAGUGUUGUUAUUUACGAGUGCCCGAUUUGAAUGGAAUUGUUAUGUAAUGGAAGAUUCAAUAGCAAUUGAAAAGCGAGAGGAUGUCGCUUGUGAAGAAUUGUGCAAAAGGUUGUUGCAAAAAGAUUUCAGAAGUAUUAGAUCGAAGCAGAAAGUGUGAACAACAGA
This is a messenger RNA of Bolinopsis microptera, 1270 nucleotides long. RefSeq names its product superkiller complex protein 8-like. Lineage: Eukaryota; Metazoa; Ctenophora; Tentaculata; Lobata; Bolinopsidae. The record is from RefSeq and is a predicted model, not a curated record. Gene Ontology annotation, cellular component: Cdc73/Paf1 complex. Gene Ontology annotation, molecular function: protein binding. The transcript has 7 exons. Bases 227 to 1135 code for a protein of 302 amino acids.